This is a messenger RNA of Stereum hirsutum FP-91666 SS1, 543 nucleotides long. Its product is annotated as S-adenosyl-L-methionine-dependent methyltransferase. Lineage: Eukaryota; Fungi; Basidiomycota; Agaricomycetes; Russulales; Stereaceae. The transcript is spliced from 3 exons. The annotation marks the transcript as partial. The record is from RefSeq and is a predicted model, not a curated record.
AUGUCUCAGCCACAGUCUCACACCCAUGAUCACCCACACGGCGACUCUGGCCAUGACCGUGACCAGCACCAGCACGAUGCGCAGGCCACAUUCGCGAAAGCCAACGCCGAGCACUACGACACCGAGAAGGCGAAGAAAUACGACAACAACCCUUUCUUCCAGAAAUUCGGGAAGAAUCUCGCCGAGACCAUCACGAAGGUUUAUCCUUUCGACAAAGAGAGCACCAAGGUGCUCGACUACGCCUGUGGCACCGGCCUGGUGUCCCGCGAGCUCGCUCCGCACGUCAAGUCCAUCCUCGGGGUGGAUAUAAGCCCGGCCGCGGUUGAGAUAUUCAAUGCUCGUGCGGUCGAGAAGGGCUUCGAGCCUGAUACCCUCCGCGCCAUCCACAAGUUGCUCAAGGGCGACGAAGGAGAGCUCCAGAACGAGAAGUUCGACGUCAUCUUGUGUACCAUGGCGUACCAUCAUUUCCCCGACAUCCUCGAGAGCACGAAAAUCCUCACCUCCCAUCUCAAACCCACCGGCACCCUCAUCAUCGUCGACAAC